Molecule: messenger RNA, 2433 nt
Organism: Trichoderma aggressivum f. europaeum
Lineage: Eukaryota; Fungi; Ascomycota; Sordariomycetes; Hypocreales; Hypocreaceae
Exons: 2
Coding region: 1-2433 (810 amino acids)
Biological process (GO): protein phosphorylation
Molecular function (GO): protein kinase activity
Source: RefSeq, a predicted model, not a curated record
AUGAUGAACUCUGAUUCGCGAGACAUAAUAUCCCAGCAUCCCAUUGGGAGUGGCUUGGAUCAGUAUCGCGAUCUUGUUCGCGCAAAAUGUGAGGCCCAAGGGUUGCCGCCUGGGGCUUUUCAACGGCUCGAUGGUGAAGCGCUGAAAGACAUCCUCGUGAAUCUGCUGGAAUCGCUGCUGGCGCUACCUCCUGUAACAUCUCUUUAUUGCCGCACUUUGGUUCUGUCUGUUGCUAUUUUAAGGCGUCUAUUAGGUAUUAAUAGGGGCUUUGAUCGCCACCGGUUGAUACCCUUUUUAGAUGCCGCGCUGAAGACUGACUCUGACUCUGACUCUGGCUUUGAUCAAGGCGUAUGGGAAAAUGCCAUCAAAUUUCUUGAAGAAGCGACACCUCCACCCCAAGCAGGGGCUGUAGCUUCGCAGCAAACGCCACCGGAGCAAAAGACGGCCUCAAUUUCACAACAAACUCCAUUAUUCUUUAAUACCGGGAAUCUUGUGGACACGUCGGAGCUCCGUAGAGAUGUGGACCAUGUUCUCAGUCAAGAGCUGAGCAAUAUACAUGUCAACGUGCCCAAUUUUCGCCAGACAUAUUUCAGCCUCGACUCUCUCGACCAUAUUGCUACAUCAGUCCUCGAGCGUUGCACCCAGGGCGAUGAUCCCCUUUUCGAUGAUGGGUGGGCUGGGUGGCCUCAAAACCCAGAGGAAGGACUUGUCCUCGCUUGGUUUUCCAACCUGAAUGAGAAGCUUGUCCAGCUAGCAAGAAGCGCAGACCCUUCUUUACAGCUUCAUCAUCCACCUAGAUUAAGAACGAAGCCACAGGAGCCCCUCCUGGGCUCUACAGCAAAACGCAUGAUGGAUAUUGGGUACGUGGGUUUCAUGGACGGCGAUGAAGCCGCCAACUUUAAACAUCAUUGGUCCCACGUUAUGAUAGUGGGUGAAUUAAAGAAAACCCCAAAGACUGACAACCGGUCGGGCUCCUGGCUUCACGUUGCAAGAUACGCCAGAGAAGUACUCGCUGCUCAAGACAGCCGCCGGUUUGUCCUAGGUUUCACCCUUUGUGGCUCCUUGAUGAGACUCUGGUCUUUUGAUCGUCUUGGAGGUAUCGCUUCUGAACGAUUUGACGUCAACCAAAACCCCCUGGAGUUUAUAUCCGCUGUUCUCGGCUUCCUCAUGAUGAACCCUGAACAGUUGGGAUAUGACCCUACCAUUGUACAGUCCGGGACGCAGCGAUAUAUCGAGAUACAUCGCGACGGCCAAACAGAGCGGCUCAUUCUGGACCAGUUGAUAUUUCGCCAACGAUGCAUUGUUGGGCGAGCAACAACUUGUUGGAAAGCACACCGGGAUGGAGAUGACGGCGAGACUAGGCAAAUUUUUGUGAUCAAGGAUUCCUGGCAAUAUCCCGAACGCAAUGAAGAAGGAUUGAUGCUCCACGAGGCAACUGUGAAAGGUGUCACAAACAUGGCAAAAUACUAUCACCAUGAGGUUGUUCAAGUGGGGGGCAUCGAUGAUGAUAUUCGCAGCAAUGUCCGGAAGGGCUUGGACUGGACGGUAGCUACCGUAUCACUACCAGUUGACUCAGAGGCAUCAUCUCCAGCGGUAUCAGUGCAGGUGUCAAACUCGAAUAGUUUGAUCACCAGCCAACGCGAAACUCCAGGUAGCAAUGCCGGAAACCAACGAAAGCGUGCUUUGUCACGAGCUGAAUCACGGCCGCAUCCACGGAAGCGACGGUCGCAUAUGUCCACGCAGACAUCUCGCACCGACAAAACAGAGAAUCGCGUCCAUCGCAGGCUAAUACUCCAAAGCUAUGGGAAGCGCAUCCACGAGGCCAGUUCACCGAGUGCAUUGCUUGCUGGUCUAGAAGCCUGUAUCAAUGGCCACCAGUCUCUACGUCGCGAGGCCGGUCUUCUGCAUCGAGAUAUUUCCAUCAACAACCUCAUGAUCAACGAGGAGGAGGAAGAUCCCGCACGGCGUGGGUUUCUCAUCGACCUCGACUUCGCAAUACAGGAGGCGCGGACUAGUGCGUCAGGGGCGGCGAAGAAGACUGGGACGCGAGCGUUUAUGGCCAUCGGAGUCCAUCGCGGCGUUCAACACUCCUUUAUGCAUGACCUUGAAUCAUUCUUCUGGGUUCUCUACUGGAUAUGUAUUCAUUACGAUGGACCGGGCCAUUCUAUUGGGCCUACCGCGCUCGAAAAAUGGAAUUACACUGAUGACAUGGAGCUUGCUCGGUUCAAAUUUGGAAUCAUUGGUGAUGAGCGUCCAUUCCUUUCCGAGGCGAAAAAGGAGUUUACUGAAUACUACUUGCCGCUGCUGCCGUGGGUCAACAGGCUCAGAAGAGUUGUGUUUCCGAACGGCAAGCCGUCGACGGAGCCGGAUGAAGGGCUGUAUGCGAAGAUGAAGGGUAUUCUUCAAGAAGCCAGAGAAAGUCUAGACUCAUAA